AUGGAAAAUGAUAUAAAUUUGGACUUCAUACCACGCCUCAGUGGAAUGGGCUUGUGUGUGGUAAAUUUAAUGGAUGACAUGCAUGAAUACGUGAGAGGACUAUUUUUACUCAUGUAUUGUGCUCCCACCGUACUCUUGGCCUAUUUAUACAUAAGAACCUCACAAGAAUUGCGACCACCGGAAGAGCCAUUGGCCGUUAUGUUGUACGAACAUCGCGUUGACAUUAGAAUGAGGCAACGCAACUCAUCGGCCUCUUCGGUAGACCGUUCGUACAGUGGAGCCACCACCGCUACUAUAGGCGGAACAGGAGGUGGUGGUGGUGUGCUAAAUAGUCACAGCACUUGUAUGGCACCGUAUUCCACCGGCACCGCAACAAGGUCAUAUGAUUUGUACAGCGCUGAAUGGGAUGUAAAUCGUGAGAAACGUAAUCAACGUAAUUUUGGCAGUAUGGCUGCUGCCCAGGUUGUGUGUUUGUGUCCUUUGAUGAUUUUACGCUUUGCACGUCUCUCCAUUGAGGAAACGUACGAGAAUCAAAGACAUUUUGAUUUCACCUACUUGAUGUUUGUAUGGAUUGCCUUUUUGCCCACGGUUAUAUUCCCCUGUAUCUAUGCCUCACAAAUAUUACCAAGAGAGGAACAAGAACGUCUACGAGGUUACUUUCGUUUAUCAUCAAAACGUUUGUCUAAUAAAUCGAAUAAGAAACAUACAAAAGGUGGCAAUGAUGGUCGAAGAGGUGGUAGUGGUGGUGCAGGAGGUAGUGAUGGUCAUACUCCUAGUUCAAGGGAAGAUUCCAUAGAAAAAGAUGAGAAUACAAAUACAACACAAGCAACAUCUAUCAUCUUAAAUGGAGAUGGUUAUAUGAGUGGCAGUGGUGGUGGAGGAGGAGGUACUGAUAUGGUAGGGGGUGUUGGUAGUGAUGCAUUAGGAUCUAGUGUUGCUAAUAAUAAACAUGGAAAAUAUCAACAUCAUUCUAUGUGUAAAGAUGGAGUCAAUGUUGGGGCUACUAGGGUACUACCACCCAGACAUGGCAAAGAUGGUGCUAAACUGUCCAAGCGUAAUGAUUCCUUAGCUAGUGUGACUAAUGACAAUGUACAUGAUGCUAAGAAAUACAAACGUAAGAAUAAUUCUACGGGAAGUGUUGGCGGUGGAGCAGGAGGUGGUGUUGGUGCAAAUUCACUGUCCUCACAACAACAGAGUGAUGUACGCAUUAAUAUAAUUUCCGAUGGUAAAACUAAAUCCUCAACACAAAGACGUAUAAAUUCUGUGGAUGCUGUUAUUGGCCGGCCAUCUUGUUUGGGUGGAGGUCAACGCAAAUUAACUUUGGAAUCGUUAGAUAAUCGUUCUUGCUCGAAUUUAACCUCCUCCACGUAUUGCAAUGGCAACAGUAGUCUGCUGGAUGAUGGUGACGUUAGUAAUUUUGGUGAUGGUGAAGAUUCCUCCAUAGUAAGUGGCAUGAUUGUACAGGCUUCCAGCAAUGGCAGCAGCACCGGAUUACCACCUUACUAUGAAAAGAAACCCAAUGGCAUGAGUUUGUAUUCCAGUGGUGGUUUGCGUGCACGAGACAUGUCUUUUGAUGAUUGCAGCUCAUUUUCUCGCAUCGAUUCUUCCAGUACGUUGGCACGUGAAAUGGAGAUAAUGGAUUUAUUAGAGCGUGAAAGAUCUAGUCUAGAUAUGCAAGAGUUAUUGCAAAGAGAAAAGACCAAUGAGUCCAUAAAAAGAAGGGAAGGAGAGCGUCGUAGAUUACCGGAUAUAGAUAAAAUAUGUCAGAAAUCUCCCAAACCUAAAGUGGAUCCCUAUUCAUAUGACAUAUCCAACAAUACUUCCAUAACAUCAUUGUCGGCUAAAGUGCCCACCUCCACGGAUCCCCUAAGGACAACUGAUUCCUUUAGUUUAUCUUCUCAUAUGAAUGAGGAUGAUGCUUCCCUUAGUUUACCUUACGACAAGGAGCCUAUACAUUCCUCAAAGUCACCACAACGAAGUAGUAUUGACGAGGAGGUGCCCUCCGAUUUCUUUGAUAGUUACACACCCGGUGAUACCACCGCCAUAUUACCAUCCUCAGCGCCUGCUGUAAGCAGUGCUGUACAAUAUCAGUACUCACGUCGUUUAAGUCGCAAAACCUCGGCCCAUCACAAUUCGGGUUCUAAUAGCUCACAUCAUCAUCACAACCAUCGUAUGUCCAAGCGUGACAGUUUCAAUUCACUGAAUAGUAACGAUUUAAUAGCUGGUGCUUUCGGUGAACUGGAUCCCACACAACCCUUAACGAAAAUGUCUGUGAUUGAGAAUCGAGUGGUGAGACGCAGUGGCAGUGGUCGUACUUCUUCGUUUUCUUCCUCAGCACGUAGCUCUAUGAAAUCCCGUGAUUACGGUCAUAGUUCAACGCAUUCGGCUCAUCCGGAAUUGGAUUUCAGGGAAAACUUUUUGGCCGAUUUGUAAGGGAAGCACAGGUACACAAUGUUCUAAAUGGUUUAUAAAGCUUAAGGGUGCUUAGCUAAAUUAAGUUAAUGAAAACUUUAGAGGAAUUUUUUUACAUAAAAAAGUAAGUAUUUAAGAAAAUUUAUAAUUGUUAUAGUUAGUUAAGAGAUUAAAAUAUAUAUACAUAUACAUACACUUACAUACAUAUAAAUGAUUUAAGUGAAUUAAAGUAAAAAUAACUUUUGUAUGUUAAUUUUAGUUUGUAAGUUCGUAGCAGUUGAGUGAAGUGCUUUAAUGUGAGUUUGAAAAGUGGUGCAAUUAAUACAAAAGUUAUUUUUAUCUUGUUCCUGUAUGAAUAACUUUUAAUUAAUUUCUAGGAUAACACGCAAGUAUUGAUUAACAAUUAAUAAAAGACCAGAAAAAAAUAAAAGAUUUAAGAGAGACAGACGCCAAAGCUGUUUGAGAACUCUUACAUAGAGAUUUCGAAUAAAAGAUGAUAAAAGAUAAACAGGAAAAAUACAUUCCUAUUAAUUGUUAAUCAAACCUCGUAAAUAUAAAGUUUACUCAAUUUUUAUGUUUAGUCUUUAACACAUAAACGGGUUUUGUAAAAAUGAAUUUAAAAAAUUUAUGAGAUAAAAAUCUAUAAAAUACAUAAAACAAACAGAAAUUAUGCAAAUUGAGUGGCUUUGUUCGCAAACAAAAGUUCAAUUUUAAACGCAACGAAAAGCUUCAAUAAACAAAAUGGAAACAAACAAAAAAAAAAAUAAACUUAAAAAGCUUUAAACACACACAAAAAAAUAAUCUUAAAACAUAGAAUAGUAUUGAAAAAGAUAAAGGUAAUGAAUCAGGACAAAAGGAAUCUGAAUGAUAAAAAUUUCCCAAAGCUCUGGUCAUUUUAAGACAACAGUUAAUUUUCUAAGAGGAAUCUGAAUGAAAAUGUUCAGAUAGAUCUUCUAACUUUGAGUGGAGAUCACUAUAAUACAAAGCUUUACUUGGUUCUCUUCUCUUUCAAUGAUAUUAAAGAUUGGUUUUCAACCAAGAAAGUAUUCUUUUGUUAAAUAAAAAAAAAACUUAAGAUGACCUUGGCCCAAUAUUAUAAAAUUGCAUAAUUUAAUAAAUAUUUUUUUUUACAAAACAC
This is a messenger RNA of Lucilia cuprina (Australian sheep blowfly), 3550 nucleotides long. RefSeq lists its product as uncharacterized. The transcript is spliced from 5 exons. Bases 1 to 2433 code for a protein of 810 amino acids. NCBI's taxonomy places the organism in Eukaryota, Metazoa, Arthropoda, Insecta, Diptera, Calliphoridae. Gene Ontology annotation, biological process: neuropeptide signaling pathway. The record is from RefSeq and is a predicted model, not a curated record. Gene Ontology annotation, molecular function: neuropeptide receptor activity.